Messenger RNA from Homarus americanus (American lobster), 1696 nucleotides. RefSeq lists its product as uncharacterized. Bases 95 to 472 code for a protein of 125 amino acids. NCBI's taxonomy places the organism in Eukaryota, Metazoa, Arthropoda, Malacostraca, Decapoda, Nephropidae. The transcript is spliced from 4 exons. Gene Ontology annotation, cellular component: extracellular matrix. The record is from RefSeq and is a predicted model, not a curated record.
CCCUUCACCAGCUAUAUAAAGGCCGGGUGAGGUCGAACGAGUACAGUUCUCGAGUUAACAUCACCUUAGGUACGAUACACAUCAUUCUCUCACGAUGAAGGUUGUCAUCUUAAUUGGGUUGGUGUCCAUAGCAGUGGCCGCUAAGCUAGGCCUCAACUUGGAGGAAGAAACUACUACAACUUAUGAGCUACCCAAGCCCUACAACUUCGGCUUCGAGGUUCGCGAUGACAACACGACUAACUACCAAAACCGAGCCGAAGUGUCAGACAGCGAGGGCCGCGUUAAGGGCUCUUACAGCUAUGUCCUCCCCGAUGGCUUCGUCUACACUGUCACCUAUGAGGACAAGAGGGACGGAGAGGGCCUCAAGGCCAUUGUCCGCAAGGAGCCCUCAGGCAUCAAAGUCAUCAUUCCCGAACAAAAGAAGAAACCCAAGGCCAAGCCCGUCAACCUUCAACAUGGUUCACUAUUUUAAAUAAAAGAACAUCAUGCAAUUUUUAUCCUAAUGUACAAGCCCUCACUUGAGAGUUCUUUAGAUUAAGGACCGAUUCAUCUUAGUGUUUCAUCCCUAGAGGUUUUCAUCUUUGAUUUCUUUUGGCUGGACCUUCCCUCUUCAACCUGCUAUACACCAUUUAAGAUCUCUUGACAGCUUUUGCAGCACAGUAGCAGUUCAGAAUUCUUUAUGUAGGCAUAUUGUUAUUCCAAUCCUUGAUUUAGAAAUUACACUGCAAAAACUGUGUCUUUCAUUGUUUAUCUUAUUGUUUCCACUCCAAGCCUUCCCCCAGGGAUAUUUUCUAAUGCCAUGAUUCUUCAGUUUCUAAGUUUGGACAUUCUUAGUAUACAGUACUGUACUGUAUAUCUAACUACAGCACAUAAUGUACAUCAUGAAACACUCUAGAUGCAUAAAAUCCAAACUCUUUUGGUUGGGACCUAUAACCUCACACGAUAACAUCCAUGUAAUAUCUUCCGAAUGGAUCUGUAUUGUACUUCAAAAUUAUCACAGGUUUACUAUUGAUUACUAACUUGAACACCUUCUACCUUAAUGAAGACAUAUUUGUUGGUCAUCUUUCACUAAUACUUCUUUAAAAAUUUAUCUCGACAAUCUUUGGAAUGAACAUCUUCAACCUCUCUCCCCUAGUUUUGGAAAAAACAUCAAAUCUGUCUGGAUCUUAUCUACUUUAAUCACCUAAACAUAUUCCUUGUAGCAUCGUGUAUGUCUUCUGACCAACUGCUAGUUAAAUAAUUAACUGCUUCAUUGACGUCCUCAAGAUCAAACACAUAUUACAGUUUUUAGAGUUUUUCCAAAAAUCAUACAGAAACACAAAUGCAUUUUUAAAUAUACAGUACUGCACUAUUUCUGUGUUUGUAAUGCUUCUUAAAUAUUCACUGAGCUUAUAAUUCUCGAGUCCCUUUCAUUAAUCUCUCUCUCUUAGCAAUCUACAGUACUACCAGUAUGUCACUUAAUUUCACUUUUACUGCCUCUAUUUUUUGGGGAGGGGGGUCCAGCUGAACAGUAAUUAAUUUUGUCAUGAAUCACACAAGGCUUUCUCUGGUUAUACAGUUCCAUCUAACUUAGAUAUACUGUAUUCAUUGUAUUAUUACUAUACAGAGAACAGUCUCACUCCCUCAUGCUCUGUGUAUCAUUCUUAUUGUUGGAAAUAAUGUUAUGUUUUAUACCUCCAUAAAGUGGCAUAUUUUC